Molecule: messenger RNA, 828 nt
Organism: Arctia plantaginis
Lineage: Eukaryota; Metazoa; Arthropoda; Insecta; Lepidoptera; Erebidae
Source: the annotation of a GenBank genome assembly
AUGCAUAACGCCGACCUAUAUGAACAAAAUAACGGUGUACAAAAAAGAGAUGCACUCGCAUGCUUGGAAAAGUACGCACCCGAUAUGAAAUGGAAAAAGAAGGGUAAUAGGAUCAUAGACAUAGGAUGCGGCGAUGGUACUGUUACAAAUAUGCUGAAGAAGUAUUUGCCAAAUGACUACAAGCUACUAGGGGUUGAUAUAAGCGAAAGCAUGGUAAAUUUUGCCUACGACCAUCACUGUAAUGAAAAUACUUCCUUCGCGGUGUUGGAUAUAGAAGAUGACUUACCUGAUAGUUUGAAAGGAAAAUUCAACCACGUAUUUUCAUUCUACACCCUACACUGGAUCCAAAAUCAAAAGAAAGCCUUCGAAAAUAUAUUUAAUCUACUGGAACAGGACGGUCAAUGUUUUAUGACUUUCCUGGCGUCUAAUCCGAUAUAUGAUGCUUUCCGAGCCUUAUCGCGGAGGAGUAAAUGGAGCAAUUUGUUGUUGCAAGAGGAUGUUAAAAAAUUUGUAUGCCCCUACCACGACUUAGAGGAACCGGACAAAGAAGUAACAAAAAUGAUGAAAAAUAUUGGAUUCAAUAAAAUCGAUGUCGUAUGUAAAGAGCUCAUCUUUACCUUUGACAAUUUGGAUGAUUUAAGAAAUCACUUAAGAACAAUCAAUCCGUUCAAGAUUCCAAAACACAUGUACGACGACUUUCUGGAUGACCUUAUUGAAAUCUUGCAAGAUAUUGGAGCCAAUCAAAUCGACAAAUCGAAUAAAUGUGUGAGAAUUGAUUAUAAAUUGCUCAUAGUGUAUGGUCAUAAACCUGAUAUAGAAAUGAGCUAA